This is a messenger RNA of Cajanus cajan (pigeon pea), 570 nucleotides long. The record is from RefSeq and is a predicted model, not a curated record. Lineage: Eukaryota; Viridiplantae; Streptophyta; Magnoliopsida; Fabales; Fabaceae.
AUGGCGCGUUCUAUAGAUCGCAUAGAGGAGCUCAUCCAGGUGGGACACCUUGGACAAUACGUCCAACGGCAGCAGGGUCACAGAGGAGGCUACAAUGGACGAGGACGAGGCAAAGGUCGAGGUUCGGGAGCUCGCAUGGACCAACCCUCUAGUUCUCAGCAAAAUGCUGGUGGUCCGGUGCAUGCUUUUGCAACUCUCUCAUUUGUUCUUGAAACCUUUAUCUUCCUUUACGUUGGUAUGGAUGCCUUGGACAUUGAAAAGUGGAGGUUUGUUAGUGAUAGGCCUAAAACAUCUGUUGCUGUGAGUUCAGUAUUAUUGGGUCUAGUACUUGCAGGGAGAGCAGCAUUUGUUUUUCCCCUAUCCUUCUUAUCCAACCUCACUAAAAAGUCGCCAAGCGAAAGAAUAAGUUUCAGGGAGCAGGUGAUCAUUUGGUGGGCUGGUCUUAUGAGAGGUGCUGUUUCAAUGGCACUUGCCUACAAUCAGUUCACGAUGUCGGGUCACACUGAACUGCGAACCAAUGCCAUCAUGAUCACCAGCACCAUCACAGCGAUGACCAUGGGGUCAUCUUGA